Molecule: messenger RNA, 2116 nt
Organism: Magnolia sinica
Lineage: Eukaryota; Viridiplantae; Streptophyta; Magnoliopsida; Magnoliales; Magnoliaceae
Exons: 14
Coding region: 207-1691 (494 amino acids)
Cellular component (GO): microtubule cytoskeleton
Molecular function (GO): ATP hydrolysis activity; ATP binding
Source: RefSeq, a predicted model, not a curated record
CUAAAAUUGGUAAAGCAGUUUGCCGAGAUUUUAACAAACGGAAAACCCGACAGCCUCGAAUCCCUAAUUUUCCAGUCGAUCGUUAAAAAUCGCGGGACUUCUUCUCGCGACCCUUCUCUCUAGGCAGAAAAGGUCCGAAAUAUGAGAAUGAAAUUCUCGACAACAACAAGAAGAACAAAUUCUCCUGAUUUCCUCUCGAGACUGGAAUGAGCUACUUCAAGGGCCUCGUUGAUUCUCUCAGCGAUUUUUUCUCUGGUAUAGACCCUAGCAACGAACCUACCCCGUCGGCUACUUCCACCGCCCACGUCCGAUCUCACGAUCACACGAUGGACAGCGUCAUCGGACCGUCCAUCUCCAACGAAAGGAUCGCACAUAAGCUCAAGGGAUACUUCGAUCUAGCGAAGGAACAGAUCGAUAAAGCCGUCCGGGCUGAAGAAUGGGGUCUGAUCGAUGAUGCGGUGGCCCACUACAAGAACGCUGAGCGUGUGUUGCUUGAAGCCAGUUCAACCAGAGUCCCUUCCCUCGUUUCCUCCAGCGAACAGGAGAAGGUCAAGUCUUAUCAUCAUAAGAUUUUGAAAUGGCAAGGGCAAGUUUCAGAGAGACUACAAGUAUUAAGUAAACGGGCGGCUGGCACAUCAUCAAGCAAGACCACCUUAAACCAUUCACAAACUGGAAGAGUCGCGCCUGCAGUGCCUAGAACUCAAAAGGGUAUAUUACAAAGACCGCCUAGUUCCAAAGGAAACAAUUCCAUGGCAAGGAACACUCCAAAUAAUAUUGGAAACCCAAAAUCAACUCAAGAAGCUGGUUAUGAUGCUAAGUUGGUUGAAAUGAUAAAUACCGUGAUUGUGGACAGAAGUCCCUCUGUUAAAUGGGAAGAUGUUGCUGGUCUUGAUAAGGCAAAGCAAAGUCUGUUGGAAAUGGUUAUCCUACCAACUAAAAGAAGAGACCUAUUUACUGGCCUUCGGAGGCCAGCUAGAGGAUUGCUUCUCUUUGGUCCACCUGGUAAUGGGAAGACGAUGCUUGCCAAAGCUGUUGCUUCAGAGUCAGAAGCAACAUUUUUUAACGUGACUGCCUCUUCUUUAACAUCAAAAUGGGUGGGUGAGGCUGAAAAGCUGGUGCGAACUCUUUUCAUGGUUGCUGUUUCCAGGCAGCCGUCAGUAAUUUUCAUUGACGAAAUUGACAGUAUAAUGUCUACAAGGUUGGCUAACGAGAGUGAUGCAAGCAGAAGAUUGAAAUCAGAGUUCUUAAUCCAGUUUGAUGGGGUGACCUCUAAUCCAAAUGAUCUUGUAAUUGUCCUUGGUGCCACUAAUAAGCCACAAGAGCUGGAUGAUGCAGUUCUUCGGAGAUUGGUGAAGAGAAUAUAUGUACCUCUACCAGAUGAAAACAUUAGGAGGCUUCUUUUCAAACAUCAGCUCAAAGGGCAAGCAUUUUCACUACCUGGUAGUGAUCUGGAAAGACUUGUGAAAGAGACAGAAGGUUAUUCUGGAAGCGAUCUACAAGCCUUGUGUGAAGAAGCUGCCAUGAUGCCAAUCAGAGAACUUGGUUCAAACAUUCUCACCAUCAAGGCUAAUCAGGUGCGGCCGCUGAGAUAUGGAGAUUUCCAAAAAGCAAUGACUGUGAUUAGACCAAGCAUCGUGAAAAGCAAGUGGGAAGAGCUUGAACAAUGGAACAAGGAAUUUGGCUCCAAUUAGGGGCAUGAUGUGGUUGAUGAUGAGACUUGUAUGAUAUGAAUGGCAAUGACAACCUCACCCUGUCAAGUGGUAACGGAUGGGUUUCAGCAUCAAGCUUAACUCCCAGUGUUGUUUCCCCGGUGGGAUGGCCUGCCACCACAUCCAAUGAAAAUUUUCAAGCUGCCUCUUUCCAUUGUUCAUUGUUAUUGUACCAAAAUGGAUGAACUUGCAUCGACUCCUUGAUGUAAAAAAAUCGACGGUGCCAAACAAGGAAGAUCUUUAUGUAAAUUGCUCUUGUUACCUUAAUAUUUAUUGAAUAUACUUGUAUUUGGAAGGCAUACAUGAAAAGGAACAGUGAUUUUGUCCCAUUAUGUAGAAGAGAGGAAGAUGGCCUGGACUCGUAAAAAGUGCAAGGUGGAAGAUUAGGAGGUCAUAUUACUGUUUUA